Molecule: messenger RNA, 3922 nt
Organism: Oncorhynchus keta (chum salmon)
Lineage: Eukaryota; Metazoa; Chordata; Actinopteri; Salmoniformes; Salmonidae
Product: syntaxin-7-like
Exons: 10
Coding region: 539-1327 (262 amino acids)
Biological process (GO): vesicle-mediated transport; intracellular protein transport; vesicle fusion
Cellular component (GO): membrane; synaptic vesicle; endomembrane system
Molecular function (GO): SNARE binding; SNAP receptor activity
Source: RefSeq, a predicted model, not a curated record
UCGUCCACAUUUUCUGGAUUGGUUGAACAGUGCAGAAGAGAACCUCUCCUAACAUUUAAAAACAAAUCUCAUCAAGGCCAGAAUGUGGGGGAUCUAGUUUCAGGAGUUUUUUAUGCUUGCUGCGUUAGGUUAUAAAGUUGUUGUUUUUUAAGUUACCGUAAUGCCAUGUGCGUCCAAUUAUAUAUGUGCAUGUGUAACAGCCAAACCAUUUAUGAAACUUCUAUUCGUUCAAAUAAGCAAGACGUAACAAAUUAGCAAUCAAUUACAUUUGUGUUGACCAAAUUCGACAUUCUCAUUAACCUACAUGCACAAAUUCCUCACUUCGUGGUCUUAUUUUUGUGUAAAGAUUUUGGGCGAAGUAAAUCUUCUCACUUCACCUCUUGCACUAUGAUUUGAUCUUUGCUGUAAAGCGGCUUAGAGUGGAUCAUGUGACUAGAAAAACAUGACACACCGAUCAGGAAGCAGAGUGUAGGCCGAGUAGACUGUCAAGACAGAACUCAUUAAUUAAGGUCUUGGGGAGACUCCCAAUGUGUCAACGAUGGCCUACCAGUACGGAAAAGUGCAGGACCCAAAUGUGCUUACUCAGACGAUAAUCUCCAACAUCCAAAAGAUCGCACAACAAACAUCUGAAAUACAGAGUAUUGUGGAUAAGUUGGGAACCCCACAAGACACAACUGAGCUCAGACAGCAGCUGCAGCAGAAACAGCAGAAUGUCAACCACCUUGCCAAAGAAACAGACCGAAGUGUGAAGCAAUUUGGCUCUUUGCCUGUCACAACUGAACAGCGCCAGAGAAAGAUCCAGAAAGACAGAUUUAUCAAUGACUUCUCCAAUGCACUGGCCAAUUUCCAAAAGACACAGAGGCAGGCUGCUCAGAAAGAGAAGGCGUUUGUUGCCAGAGUCCGUGCCGAGUCUAGAGUGUCGGGUGGCUAUCCUGACGACAGCUUUGGAGGAAAUGGAAACGUCUUUGAAAGUGGGGGGCAGGCCCAGGUCCAGUCACAGUCCCAGGAGGUGGCCAUCACUGAAGAGGACCUGCAGCUCAUCCAGGAGAGAGAGACUUCCAUCAGACAGCUAGAGUCUGAUAUUACAGAUAUAAAUGAAAUAUUUAAGGACUUGGGAAUGAUGGUCCAUGAGCAAGGGGAUGUGAUCGACAGUAUAGAGGCCAAUGUCGAAACUGCUGACAUUCAUGUUCAGAAUGCCACCCAGCAGUUAGCACAGGCUGCAGACUAUCAGCGCAAAUCUAGGAAGAAGAUCUGCAUUCUCAUUGUCGUUCUGGCGGUUCUUGCUGUUGUCAUUGGUUUAAUCAUCUGGGCAUCAGUCAAAGGAUGAUGAUGCUUUUCAUAUACUCUUUGGUCCUGGCAUUUUAUUGAUUAUUUAGGACUAAGUUUGAGUUACAAAUCUCAUGGCCAUAAUACUAAGAAGAAUACACACAGCAUAGACCUGGAAUAGGCUUAUGUGAUACAGUACCUGCUAAUUAUUAUGGACUGUAGCCUAGUCUAUGCACCAGAGGCCAAGAAUUGUGCAAUGCUAAGUAAUAUCUUGCAUCACUUUUGCUGUCAAGUUCCUCAGUGCUGGCUUAUUUUUCUCUUCAAGCCUUUAUUUUAUAUGAAGCAAUUUAUGCAUUUUUAUUUAAUCUCACAAAGAUUCUCACUGUAUAAAUAAAUAUGUACAGUGCCUUCAGAAAGUAUUCAUACUGCUUGACUUAUUCCAUAUUUUGUUGUUAGUCUGAAUUCAAAAUGACUUAAACUGCUUUUUUCCCUCACCCACCUACACACCAUAUCUCGUAAUGACAAAGUGAAAACAUGUUUUUGACAUAUUUGCAAAUGUAUUGAAAAUGAAAUGCUGAAAUAUCACAUUUUCACAAGUAUUCACACCCCUUAGUCAAUACAUAUUUUGAAUGACCUUUGGCAGCGAUUACAGCUGUAAGUCUUUAUGGGUAAGUCUCUAAGAGUUUUGCACACCUGGAUUGAACAAUAUUUGCAAAUUAUUAUUUUUACAAUUCUUCAAGCUCUGUCAAGUUGGUUGGUGAUCAUUGCUAGACAGCCAUUUUCUUGCCAUAGACAACUUAAUUGACAACUGCAACUAGGCCACUCAGGAACAUUCAAUGUCCUAGUGUCUGUUGGAAAGCAGACUGAACCAGGUUUCCUCUAGGAUUUUGCCUGUGCUUAGCUCCAUUCUGAUGUAUUUUUAUCCUUAACUCCGUAUUCCUUGCCGAUGAUGAGCAUAACAUGAUGCAACGUUUUCUGCAGUUUUACUUUAGUGCCUUAUUGCAAACGUGGAAUAUUUGUAUUCUGUACAGGCUUCCUUCAUUGAGGUUAGUAUUUUGGAGUAACUACAAUGUUGUUGAUCCAUCUUCAGUUUUCUCCUACCACAGCCAUUAAACUCUAUAACAGUUUAAAGUCACCAUUGGCUCCAUGGUGAAAUCUCUGAGCGGUUUCUUUACUCUCUGACACCUGUAUCUUUGUAGUGACUGGGUGUAUUGCAGCACCAUCCCAAAGUAUAAUUAAUAACAUCACCAUGCUCAAAGAGAUAUUCAAUGUCUGCUUUUUAUUUUUACCCAUCUACCAAAAAGUCAGUGGACUUUUAAUCCAACUCAGGAGGUGCGCACACCACUCACCUCUUCCGAGUAUAUUACCCGCUAAUGUUCAGUCUCUGGAUAUUAAGGUUGACGAGCUCAGGGCAAGGAUUUCCUUCCAGAGAGACAUCAGGGAUUGUAACAUACUCUGUUUCACGGUAACAUGGCUCUUGGGAUAAACUGAGUCCAUUCAGCCAGUUGGGUUCUCAGUUCAUCGCGCAGAUGGGAAUGUAUAUCUCUCCAGGAAGAAGGGCGAGGGUGUAAGUUUCAUGAUUAACUACUCAUGGUGUGAUUGUGAUAACGUACAGGAACUCAAGUCAUUUUGUUGACCUGACCUAGAAUACCUCACCAUCAAAUGCUGACCGUAUUACCUCCCAAGAGAAUUCUCUUCGUUUAUAGUCACAGCCGUGUAUAUUCCUCCUCAAGCCAACACCAUGACAAAGAACUUCAUUGGACUUUAUGCAAACUGGAAACCACAUAUCCUGAGGCUGCAUUUAUUGUAGCUGGGGACUUUAACUGAGCAAAUUUGAGUAAAACAUUACCGAAGUUCUAUAAAGGCUUUUCGCUACACCCGCAAUAACAUCUGCUUAACACGUAUGUGACAAAUUAAAUUUGAUUUGAUAGGUGCCCUUUGUGAGACAUUGGAAAACCUCCCUGGUCUUUGCGGUUGAAUCUGUGUUUGAAAUUCACUGCUCGUCUGAGGGAACUUACAAUUAUCUGUAUGUGUGGGGAAACAGAGAUGAGAUUCAAAAAUGUUAAACACUAUUAUUGCACACAGAGUCCAUGCAACUUAGUAUGUGAAUUGUUAGGCUCCCCAUAAGAAUGGGGAUGAAUACUUAUUGACUCAAGACAUUUCAUUUUAAAAUGUAAUACAUGUUAGAUUUCAGGCUGUAACACAACACAAGGUGGGAAAAGUCGAGGGGUUUGAAUACUUUGAAGGCACAGUAUGGGUUAUACAAUUAUUGUGGAACUGUGAAUGUUUUUGCUGCCUCAAAUGUUAUCUGUUUUUAUACAGCUCUUUCCGUUUUCACUUUCUUCAAUAAAAAGCAGUGCAGCACUAGAUGCAAUGAGCUCUUAAUUGCUGGCUUCCCUUUUUCCCCCAUUCUGACCUUUGCCUACUAAUCAUCAUUCUUCUUUAAUUCAGUGUGAUUUGGUCGUACUUUAGAAAGUUGUGUAGCCUAUCUGCUUUGUGUUUUCAAUGGAAAUGUUACAUAUCAAAAGUUUACUAUUUUUUUUAAGAUAUACUUUUUCUUUUUGAUUCUUGGUCUUUACUGAAGCUUUACUGUACAAUAUACUCCUGAAACAUGAUAAAUGAGCUCAAUCAAUAAAACCCUGAUUUGUGUACUCAA